AAAUCAAACACGCUUCUUUACUCGUAGCAAGUAGACUACAGACGCGAGGAAAAACCAAAAAAAAAAAAAAAUUUUUUUAUUCAUGGGCACCUAUAUUAAGUAGUUUUUUUAAAAGUGUAUUUAUUAUAAGUGGUACAAAAUGUUGAUCGAACUGAUAUUACUGGUGGUUGUACUCCUAUUGAUACACCAACGCUGGACAAAGAGGGCUAUCUACAAGUUAGGGGAACAGUUGAAUUCUGGAAUAAAGGCGUUUCCGAUCAUUGGACACAGUUAUUUGUUCGCUGGGGAUAAUAUAAGACUAUUGAAAGCAUUCCAGACUGUUGGCUUGGAUGCAUUGAAACAUGAAAAUGGCUUGUCAUCGCUGUGGUUUCUAAAUUAUUUGUAUACCAUUGUUGCUGAUGCUGAAGCAGCAGACGUAAUCUUAAAAAACAUUUCGGAAAAAGACGACCUCGUUAGAUUGGCUUCAGUUUUUAUUGGCAAUGGUUCUAUAUACGCUCCAGUGCCCAUUUGGCGUCCGCGUCGCAAAGUUUUAAUACCGAUGUUCAGUAUGAAGAAUUUAAAAUAUUUCACUACUAUAUUUGCAAGUGAAAGCCAAAUCUUGAUUGAGGAAAUGGGAAAAACAGUUAAAAAUGGUGAACCAUUUCCAGCAUUUAAAUACAUUUCUGCUUAUACGAUGGAUUCUAUUGCACAAACAGCGAUGGCUCAUAAAAUGAAUGCCCAACAAAGUUCUGAUCACUUUUUCUUGAAGGGAUUCGAUAUGGGUCUCAAUAGCGUAUCAGAGCGCAUUUGUCAGCCAUGGUUACACAGUGAUUCGAUAUACAAGAAUCUUCCUCGGUUCUCAAUGCUGAUGAAACACAAGAAGUAUAUAUGGGACUUUAUGCUUGAGUUGAUAAGAAAUAAACGAAAGGAACUUCAAGAAAAUUCAAACAAGGAACAAGACGAAAAUAAUGGCCGUACAACGUUUAUGGAGAGUCUUAUAAGAUUGUCCGGAGGCAACGACGGGUACACGGAUGAUGAAAUAGUAGAGGAACUGCUGGUGAUCCUGGUGGCUGGCACUGACACCUCGGCAGUCGCAGCUUCCUUCGUGUCUGUGCUGCUCUCCCGAUAUCCCGAAAUACAGGAGAAAGUUUAUGAAGAGUUACAAGAAGUAUUUGGAGACUCAGACAGGCCGACUACCUUCGAGGACCUGCCUCGGCUGAAGUACCUUGAGGCAGUGAUCAAGGAAACACAACGGUUGUACACAACCUCACCGAUAGUAACUAGAAAAGUGGAAAAAGAACUUCAGUUACCCUGUGGCAUCAAACUGGUCCCCGGCACUGGUAUCAUAAUCAACAUCUGGGCUUUGCACCGCAACCCUCGCUACUGGGGAGACGACGCGGAGCAGUUCCGACCUGAACGGUUCCUUGACCUGGAACUUAAGCAUCCAGCUGCCUUCAUGCCAUUCAGUUAUGGACCUAGGAACUGUGUUGGUUAUCAGUAUGCUAUGAUGUCGAUGAAGACUAUGUUAUCUACGUUGCUAAGAAGAUACAAGAUCCUGCCUGCAACAAAACCUAAUAGCAAUGCUGAGUUCCCACCACUGCGCCUCAAGUUCGACCUUAUGAUGAAAGACGCAGAUGGUUUCCAAAUAUGUGUCGAGCCUAGAUCGAAACGAGCGUAAAUAAGUUAUUUUUAGAUUUAUUUAGUUAAUAAAAAUUUCUACUUUUGUGGUUA
This is a messenger RNA of Spodoptera frugiperda (fall armyworm), 1710 nucleotides long. Its product is annotated as cytochrome P450 4V2-like. The transcript has 10 exons. The record is from RefSeq and is a predicted model, not a curated record. Gene Ontology annotation, molecular function: monooxygenase activity; iron ion binding; heme binding. Lineage: Eukaryota; Metazoa; Arthropoda; Insecta; Lepidoptera; Noctuidae. The coding region runs from base 140 to 1657 and encodes 505 amino acids.